AUGGCCGCGUCCGUCGCCGCGUGGGAGGACCGCGGCGACUGCGUCGCGGCCUUCAACGCGUGGAACCGCGUCUGGAACGACGACGGCGGCUCGUCCUGCGCGCCGAAUUGCGACUUCUUGUACAAAAAGUGGACGGGCUCGACGAACACGGAGCACGCGCUGCUCGGGGCGCCGCCCGUCUCGCGCUUCCGCGGCUGGCUCGCGCGGCACGAGCGCGAGCUGCACGUCUUCGGGAGCCCGAACCGCGCGGCGGCCAUGGCCGAGGGCGGCCGGGUCUACGCGGCCAUGGUCGCGUCGGGCGACUUUUGCGCCGACUUCGCGCCGCGCUACGCGGCGCUGUGGGACGCCGGCGUCGACGUGCUCAUCUACGCGGGCAACCUCGACCCGCUCCUCGGCGCGCCCGUCGUCGCCGGCGCCGUCGACGCCGUCGCCGGCGCCGCGCUCGCGAACGCGACGAAGCGCAUCUGGCGCGUCGCCGCGGACGACGCGGACCCCGCGGGUACGCGACGUGCCGGCCACGAGGCGCCGUCCUACGCGCCGCGGAGCGCCUACGACCUCCACGCGCGAUUCGUGCGCCGACUGCCCUUCGACGGCGCGGGGGGCGGCGCGCCGACGUGCGACGCGUGCGACGGCGCGCCGCCCUUCGCGGGCCCGGCGUUGCCCGGCUGCCGGCACCGGUCCCCGGACCACACGCACUGGCACGAGCGGCUGCGCGUCGACUUCGGGGCGGGGCCCGCGAUUUAA
Aureococcus anophagefferens is the source of this 744-nucleotide messenger RNA. RefSeq lists its product as hypothetical. The transcript has 2 exons. Lineage: Eukaryota; Pelagophyceae; Pelagomonadales; Pelagomonadaceae. The record is from RefSeq and is a predicted model, not a curated record. Bases 1 to 744 code for a protein of 247 amino acids.